AUGGCCACUCUCAGCACUCCCACCACCUCCGCUUCCCUCGACCAAGACACCCCAACCCUAACCAACGACAAAAACCACAUCACCACCACAACCACCACCACUUUAUCUCCAUCCACUGCCCAUCCCCUCUCACCCACCCAACCCACCACCCUCCAAUGGCUCAAAUCCCGCCCCUACAUCCGCGCCGCCAUCUCCGAAUUCCUCGGAACCAUGAUCCUCCUCCUCUUCGGCGACGGCGUCGUAGCCCAAGUCCUCCUCAGCCACGGCGAAAAAGGCAACUACCAAUCCAUCUCCUGGGGCUGGGCCCUCGGCGUCAUGCUAGCAAUCUACACCUCCACCCCCUCCGGCUCGCACCUCAACCCCGCCGUAACCUUCACCUCCUGCCUCCUCCGUCACUUCCCCUGGUCCUACCUCCCCCUAUAUACCCUCUCCCAGAUCCUUGGCGCCAUGGCCGGUUCCGCUAUCGUCUACCUAAACUACAACUCCGCAAUCACUCUCUAUGAAGGCGGUCCGCACCUCCGCACCGUCCCCAACACCACCCCAGAAACAACAACAGCAACAGCCGGCAUCUUCGCCACCUACCCAGUCCCCUUCCUAAGCAAAGCCAGUCAAUUCCUCUCUGAAUUCCUCGCUAGCGCUAUACUAAUGUUCCUGAUCUUCGCUCUAAAAGAUGAACACAAUCUCGGGGGCGAUUCAGAAACAGGAAAGAAACUCUUCCCGUUGGCCAUGUUCUUUGUGGUUUUUGGUAUCGGGGCUUGUUUUGGUUGGGAGACCGGGUAUGCUAUUAACCUGGCGAGGGAUUUUGGGCCCAGGUUGGUGAGUUUUUGGUUGGGGUAUGGAGGGGAGGUGUGGAGGGCGGGGGUGGGUAUUUUUGGGUAUGUUCCUAUGGUGGCACCGUUUGUUGGAUGUACCCUUGGUGGGUGGCUGUAUGAUGCCUUCAUCUAUAUUGGGGAUGAUAGUGUCGUGAAUACUCCCUAUAUGGGUCUGGGUUGGUUGGUCAAGCCUCUCCGGCAGAAGCAGGGAGCCUCGCAGACCCACAGUCCGGCAUAG
This is a messenger RNA of Aspergillus sclerotioniger CBS 115572, 1050 nucleotides long. Its product is annotated as MIP/aquaporin family protein. Bases 1 to 1050 code for a protein of 349 amino acids. The record is from RefSeq and is a predicted model, not a curated record. Lineage: Eukaryota; Fungi; Ascomycota; Eurotiomycetes; Eurotiales; Aspergillaceae. The transcript is spliced from 3 exons. Gene Ontology annotation, molecular function: water channel activity; glycerol channel activity. Gene Ontology annotation, cellular component: plasma membrane. Gene Ontology annotation, biological process: water transport; glycerol transmembrane transport.